Molecule: messenger RNA, 399 nt
Organism: Enterobius vermicularis (human pinworm)
Lineage: Eukaryota; Metazoa; Nematoda; Chromadorea; Rhabditida; Oxyuridae
Source: the annotation of a GenBank genome assembly
UUGUCCCGGUUUUUUUUCCUUGCAAACUUUUACUGGUUUAAAAAUCAGUCAUUUUUUUCAGAUGGUUGUUUAGUGUUUCGUGAUUUCUUGAAAACAGAAUUCAGUGUUGAGAAUAUUGACUUUUGGUUAGAAUGCGAAGAGUUUAAGAAGUUAAAAGAGGGUAAAAAAUCAACGUUACAACGAGCUCGAGCUAUCUACAAGAUGUAUGUUGAAGUGAAUUCACCAAAGGAGGUAAAUAUUGAUGCUGAAGCUCGAUUGGCAACAAAUGCUGCACUGAAUGAUGGAGCUAAACGGGAUACAUUUUCGGAAGCACAAUCACAGGUGGAACAAUUGAUGGAAAAAGACAGCUACAGCAGAUUUGUUCGAUCAGAAUAUUUUGAAAAACUUUUGCAAAACUAA